Molecule: messenger RNA, 3438 nt
Organism: Durusdinium trenchii
Lineage: Eukaryota; Dinophyceae; Suessiales; Symbiodiniaceae
Source: the annotation of a GenBank genome assembly
AUGCUUGGAGUUAGGAUGGAGUUGGAGAUGUUGAAGAACGGGUGUCGGACAGAUGGCAGGAAGUUGAUGUUCCGGAGCCAUCCACCUGCUUUGCGUGACCGCGAAGCUCGCCGCGAAGCUCGCCAGCUGUGGGACGAACCUCGCGCACAGCGAGGUCUCCUGGCAUGUAGCGGCCUUGCCUUGGCAGCCGCAGGGGCCGCCGCACGCCGCGCACGCGGCGUGAAUCGCCGCCGGUGUGUGGUGGGGCGCCGGGCCAAUGCUGCAGUGGAGGAUGGUUUACCACGAAGAGCUGCCAUAGGUGUGGCGGGUCUGGCGUUCACCGUGCUCGGCUUGAAGCGCUUCGCCAUCGAUGGGCCUCCGGAGUUCGAUCCGCAGCCCAGCUCGCUGCAAGGGAAGACGGUGGUGAUCACCGGAGGGAACACAGGCCUGGGCCGCGAGAGCGCCGUGCGCCUGGCGCGCGCGGGCGCCAGGGUGGUGCUGACCACGCGGAGCGAGGCCAAGGGGGUCCAGGCGGUGGAGCAGGUGAAGGCAGCCAGUGGCAGCAGUGAUGUAUACUUCCUGAAGCUGGACUUAGCAGAUUUGUCAGAUGUGAAGUCUUUCAAACAGCGCUUCAGCGCACAGCCCUAUGGAGACCACAUCGAUGUGUUGAUGAACAACGCCGGUGUCAUGGCCAUCCCCCAGAGGCCAUACGUCGAACAGGUUCGUUCCGGGCAGUCCUGGAUGUCUAUGCAGGACGGCUUCGAGGAGCAGUUAGGCCGGGCGACCCGCCGCGUGGAGCGGUUCAUGGCGGUUCAUGGCGGCUGGAGCGGUUCUGGUCGAACGGCAACGGAUGUGCAUCACCAGCCCUCGUGGUUGAGCCAAAGCCAUUUGCAGUUCACGGAGAAGCUCUUCAGCAAGGGCAUCAAGACGCACCAAAUCUUGGUAGCACAGACCCUCCACAAGAUGACGGGGACGGUGCCGCAGGUGGCCUUCGUUGGGCGCUCCAACGUGGGGAAGUCCACACUACUGAACAUGAUCCUGCAUGGGCGCCCCGCACCUGUGUCGCCCUUCUUGAGCGAGAGUAAGAAGUUGCGGAAUCCCAAAGCAGCACCGGUCUCCAACAAUCCGGGCAGGACGAGGCACUUGUUCCGCUUCGAGUUGGGCGCGGCGCUGGAGUUGGUCGACCUGCCAGGCUACGGCUUCGCGAAGACCUCCAAGGAGGUCCGAGAAAGCUGGCGAGAACUGGUUGACAACUACUUGAGCAACGCCGACCACCUGGAACGUGUGAUCUCCUUGGUGGACGCGCGCGUGGGCGUGAAGUCCUCCGACGAGCAGCUUUGGGACUUGUUGUUGGAACGGGAGCGCCAGAUCAUGGUGGUGCUCACGAAGGCGGACCAAUGUACACCGGACAUGCUGAACAGAACCAUGGCACAUGUCGUGUCUUUCUUGGAGACCAUGCCGUCCAGCUACGUGUGGCCCUAUGUGCAUGCCGUCUCUGGACUGGAGGGGCAUGGCGUGGACUUCCUGAGGGCCAGCGUUAGCCUCUUGACCUUGGACCCGCUCAGUGGGCGAAGGCAUGGUGGCAUCCGACUAUUUGGCCAGAAAAGCAGGGAAUUCUUCGCGCCAAGCGCGGUGGUGGGUUUGGUAUUCUUCGUGAAGCUGCUCUUGGAGCGGGGCCACGUGGUCCGCGGCACGCUGAGGGAUGCGAAGGACCCGCGGAAGACGGAACACCUCAUGGCGUUGCCAGGCGCCUCUGAAAGGCUUAGCCUUUUCAGCGCCAGCUUAUUGGAGCCGAACGCCUUCGACGAGGCCGUCCAGGGCUGCCGGGGCGUCUUCCACACCGCCUCGCCGCUGGUCCCGGGGAAGGGCGUGGAGGAUCCAGAGACCUUGGUGCUGAGACCGGCCAUCGAAGGCACUUUGAACGUACUGCGCUCCUGCCAGAAAGCGGGCACAGCACCUUGGACCGAGGAAGGUCGCGACCGAGUCAAGACGGUGGUGCUCACCUCCUCCAUGUCGGCCGUCGCGCCCGUCCCGGAGCCACCACUCAAGUCGGAGGAGCAUUGGUCGGACCCCGAGGAACAGAAGGCGACUUUGGCAGAGCGUGCUGCCUUUGAUUUUGUGGCGAAGGAGAUGCCAAGCGUCAGGCUGGCAACCAUUUGCCCCACCAUGGUGCUGGGCCCUAUGCUGCAGCCCGAGGUCAACAUGACCAUGGGAGCGUUUCGGGGCUGGUGCUUUGGCGAUUUCAGUUUCCGGUCGACCCGCCGUGGGGGCUCAGUGGGACAGACGUCGAGCCCGGGCUCGGCUCGUUUCCGCGGACAGCCGUUGAAAAAUGGUGUGCCUGGGCAUCCGAAGUGUCAGAAUGACUCCAUGAGCUUUGUUGACGUGCGCGAUUGUGCAGCGCAGCAUGUGGCUGCCAUGGAGAUGGAGGACAAGGCUGGGCGCUUCAUGAGUCUCGACUGCAGCAUCCAUUGGAACGACCUGGCUGUGCUGAUGAAAAGCCUUUAUCCCUCCAUGCCGGAGGGCGAGCUCCGCCCCGUGACACGCUUCGACCGCGCGCGGCAAGACAGCUUGGGCGUGCCCGUGCGGCCGGUGCCGGAGAUCUUGAAGGAGCCGAGCCGAGCAUCGAACGAAAGCAACGACGGUGCCAUCGACGUCGCUUUGACGGGCGAACUCCUUCCAUUGCUGGAGAAGGCACCUCAGGCCCGGAUCGUGGUGCUGUCCAGCACGGCACACCUGGGCGCAACGAAGGAACUCAUGGAAGGAGAUUUGAUGGCGCCAGAGCGCUACACGCAAUGGGGCGCCUAUUGCCAGUCCAAGUUGGCGAACGUCCUCUUCGCCAAGGAGUUGGAUCGCAAGCUGAAGCAGGCAGGGCUGAAGAUCACGGCCGUCUCCUGCCAUCCCGGUGCCGUGGACACCGACUUGGCUCGCUGGACCAUUAGCCCGGAGGGAGAUCCUGGAAAGGCCACACAGAUGCGCAAGGAAGCGCCCUGGGCAGAUGUUUUGGCCACCUUCCUCACACGUACCGUGCAGCUGGGCGCCAAUACCCAGGUGUACCUGGCCGCUGGCGGCGAUGGUGGCUAUGGAAGCUCCGGAGGUCAGUACUUCGAUAACAUGGCACCAGGACUCUUGAACCCGGUGGCCAACGACGAGCAGUUGGCACAGGAGCGGAGCGGACCUUCAGCCGGCAUCGGGAGGUAUCCUCACCUGGUCAUAGUGAGAGAGAGAGAGAGAAUGAAAGAAAGAAAGAAAGAAAGAGUGAGUUGGAAUCAACCAUGUCACACCCGAAGUCUCUUGACUCUUGCAUUUGGGCCGGGAGAUGUUGUUCGUUUCUCGUUGCAGCACGGCUGCUUGCUGCUUGGAUGGCCCUUGUCAGACAAAAGAGAGAAGGAGAUGAUCCUUCCAACCAUAUAUCUACCGCCUCCUCCAGCGGUCAUCACCCUACCCGAAUGGGAUCCUUAA